Molecule: messenger RNA, 3138 nt
Organism: Callorhinus ursinus (northern fur seal)
Lineage: Eukaryota; Metazoa; Chordata; Mammalia; Carnivora; Otariidae
Gene: NT5DC1
Product: 5'-nucleotidase domain containing 1
Molecular function (GO): 5'-nucleotidase activity
Source: RefSeq, a predicted model, not a curated record
UCCUGUCCCGCAGCGUCCCGCAGCGUCCCGCAGCGUCCCGUCCACGGGCUCCUCGCACCGUCCUGGCGCUCGAGGAGCUCUCCAGUGCUUCCAGCGCAGCCAUGGCUCAGCACUUCUCCCUGGCCGCCUGCGACGUGGUCGGCUUCGACCUGGACCACACUCUGUGUCGCUACAACCUGCCCGAGAGCGCCGUGCUCAUUUAUAAUAGCUUUGCUCAGUUCCUGGUCAAGGAGAAAGGGUAUGACAAGGAAUUGCUAACUGUGACUCCAGAGGAUUGGGAUUUCUGUUGCAAGGGCUUGGCAUUGGAUCUAGAAGAUGGGAACUUCAUUAAACUUGCAGAUAAUGGCACUGUGCUCAGGGCAAGCCAUGGCACAAAGAUGAUGGCUCCCGAGGCACUGGCGGAGGAGUAUGGCAGGAAGGAGUGGAAGCACUUCAUGUCUGACGCGGGAAUGGCUUGCCGAUCAGGAAAAUAUUAUUUUUAUGAUAACUACUUUGACCUGCCAGGAGCGCUUCUAUGUGCCAGAGUGGUGGACUCUCUAACAAAGCAGAACAACGGUCAAAAAACAUUUGAUUUUUGGAAGGAUAUAGUUGCUGGUAUACAACACAAUUAUAAAAUGUCAGCUUUUAAGGAAAACUGUGGAAUAUAUUUUCCAGAAAUAAAAAGAGAUCCAGGCAGAUAUUUACACACUUGUCCUGAAUCUGUAAAAAAGUGGCUCCAACAGCUCAAGAAUGCUGGGAAAAUUCUCUUGUUAAUUACAAGUUCUCACAGUGAUUACUGUCGGCUUCUCUGUGAAUAUAUUCUUGGGAACGAUUUUACAGAUCUUUUUGACAUUGUGAUUACAAAUGCAUUGAAGCCUGGUUUCUUCUCCCAUUUACCAAGUCAGAGACCUUUCUGGACACUUGAAAAUGAUGAGGAGCAGGAAGCACUGCCAUCUCUUGAUAAACCUGGCUGGUACUCUCAAGGGAACGCUGUCCACCUUUAUGAACUUCUGAAGAAAAUGACUGGCAAAAAUGACCCCAAGGUCGUUUACUUUGGUGACAGCAUGCAUUCAGACAUUUUCCCAGCCCGUCAUUAUAGUAAUUGGGAGACAGUUCUCAUCCUGGAAGAGCUCAGAGGGGACAGAGACUGGAAGCCUGAAGAAUCAGAGCCUCUAGAGAAGAAAGGAAAAUAUGAGGGAUCAAAGGCAAAGCCUCUAAAUACAUUAUCUAAAAAGUGGGGCUCUUUUUUUAUUGAUUCAGUUUCGGGACUGGAAAGUACAGAAGACUCAUUGGUUUAUACAUGGUCUUGUAAGAGAAUCAGUACUUACAGCACUAUUGCAAUUCCAAGUAUUGAGGCAAUAGCAGAAUUACCCCUGGACUACAAAUUUUCAAGGUUUUCUUCAAGCAAUUCAAAAACAGCUGGCUACUAUCCAAACCCUCCAUUGAUCUUAUCAAAUAAUGAGACACUGACAAGCAAAUAAACUGUCUUUACUGGAAAAUGAAGUGAAGAACUAUAUAUGCAGCAAGUCUACUGUAAAAAUGUUAUCUUUCAAAAAAUACUAUAAAAUGCUUUAUAGGAACAAAUUCUUAAUGAUAACUGACCAAGAAAUUGAUGUUUUUUCCAUAGGUCUCCUUUCUGUAUAGACCAUCUUUAUGCCCAACAACUCUCAUUAUGUUAAAAUCUCAGUAUCUUAGAACUGAAAAGAACCUUAAUAUUUUCUAUACCAAUAGUUCUGAGAUUAGGAUUCAUCUGUGGAUUAGGAAUCACCUGUGUAAUAUAUACAUAUAUUCACACACACACACACACACACACACACACACACACACACACACAAUUUACACAUAUGCCUAGACCAGUGGUUCUCAAAGUAUAAUCCCCAAACCACUAACACAGCAUCACCUGAGAAUCUGAUAGAAAUACAAAUUUGCAGUCCCCACGCAAGGCCUGCAGAAUCAGAAAUGCUGGGGAUGCAACCCAGCACCCUGUGUUUUAAUAUUAGUGGAUUCAUAUACUAAAGUUCAAGAAUCACUAGCUAUACCAUAACCUCCAGAGAUUGGUUUAAUUGGUCUGGAAAUAUAGAUGAGCAUUGAUAUCUUUUACCUGCCCUGGGAAAAGUGCAGCCAGAAUUGAGAAUAACUGAUCUCUAUCUGUUCCUUCCACUUAAAACCAAAAAUACUGAGUCUAGUGAGAAUAGACUAUCCAAGCUAUCAGGUUUGAUGCUAUUCUUAAGUUUUCCAAAACAAGGAGCUAAAGAGGAUUUCUUGUGAUACCACACAGCCAGUAUGGGACAGAAAUGAGAAGAGAAGCCAACUAUUUCAACCUCUAAUGUUACUCAUAAGCGUUCCCCCCCCAAUAAUGUUAAAGGCUAUAUAAUUAAUUUUCAUUCACCUUAACAUAUAUAUUCUCAAUGGGACAAAAAUUCGUUCUUGGGGUGAAAAACAUAUUAGAUAGUGCAAUGAAUUGUGCCCCUCCAAAGCUCAACCCUACCCAGUAAAUCUUACUCUUUAGCAUUAAUUUCUCUCAUUAGGGAAAAACAGAAUUUAAAGUUAAAUUUAUUAAUUAAAUUUAAUUUGGUUGAAUUUAAUUUUUCUCGGGGGGUAGUAAUGAAAAAAAGAUUGAGAAAAAUGCAUUAAGAGGUCUCAUAGUUAUAUUACAAUCCAGGAUUAUUGUGUUCCAUGUGCUUUGUAUAGUCCUCUAAUAGUAGCUACUUGUGGCAAGAUGUCUGGAGCCAGAUGUUUACAAUUAAAUUCCUGGCUACUCUUUAUAAUUUCGCUCUGUCCAUCAUGGACAGUGUCAGAAAACACAAUGGUCACUAUCAUUAUUUUACCUGGAUUGUAGCAGAGAAGUUAACAUAUUGAUGCAUGCAAUGAAAAGAUAAAUAUUUCAUUAAAUUUUUAAAUGCUCAAAUAAUCCCAAAUGUAUUCUGGGAAUGAGUAUCUCAGGCUGGGUAAACAGUUACUGAAAUUUUUUCCUCAAUGUCAGUAGCUCUGUUUGAUAUCUACUAAUAAGUAUAUGGUAAUGUAUUUAAAAUUGAUUUCCAAAAUCUUAUUGGAAUAUAACGAACACACAAUCAUCUUAGGGCUAAAUGAAAGAUGCUGUCUCACGUAUACAAAUAGAUACUUAAUUUCUUUAAAAAUAAAGCUAUUUUUCCUUAUGUG